This is a messenger RNA of Clupea harengus (Atlantic herring), 8264 nucleotides long. It is a transcript of the gene plxna2, whose product is annotated as plexin A2. The record is from RefSeq and is a predicted model, not a curated record. Gene Ontology annotation, biological process: regulation of cell migration; semaphorin-plexin signaling pathway. Gene Ontology annotation, cellular component: semaphorin receptor complex; plasma membrane. Gene Ontology annotation, molecular function: protein binding; semaphorin receptor activity. NCBI's taxonomy places the organism in Eukaryota, Metazoa, Chordata, Actinopteri, Clupeiformes, Clupeidae. Bases 146 to 3907 code for a protein of 1253 amino acids. The transcript is spliced from 25 exons.
GUCUGUCUCUCAUGUUCUGUCUAUUUCUCUGUCUAUUCUUGUGAUGUCCCAUUAUUGUACCUAAUAAGAACACAGAGCCUGUCUCUCCCUGUCUGUAGACUGGUCUGGCGUAGAGCUGAGGCUCAACUCCAAGGAGACGGGCCAGAUGCUGAUCAGCACCGAGGUCCGGUUCUACAACUGCAGCGUCCACCAGCUGUGUCUGUCCUGUGUGACCAGUGCCUUCCGAUGCCACUGGUGCAAAUAUCGCAACCUAUGCACUCAUGACCCUUCCAGCUGCUCCUUCCAAGAGGGACGCGUCAACGCCUCCGAGGACUGCCCCCAGCUGGUGCGCUCUGAGCAGAUCCUGAUCCCGGCGGGGGAGGUCAAGCCCAUCACACUGAAGGCCCGGAACCUUCCGCAGCCACAGUCGGGCCAGCGCGGGUACGAGUGUGUGCUGCACAUCCAGGGGGUGAGCCACCGCGUCACGGCCCUGCGCUUCAACAGCUCCAGCGUGCAGUGCCAGAACAGCUCGUACCUGUAUGAGGGGAUGAAGAUCAGUGAGCUGCCAGUGGACUUCUCAGUGGUGUGGAACGGCAACUUCAUUAUUGACAACCCAGAGAACAUCCAAGUGCACCUGUACAAGUGUGCAGCUCAGCGGGACAGCUGUGGUCAGUGCCUGAAGGCGGAGCGGAGGUUCCAGUGCGGGUGGUGUACGGUGGAGGGCCGCUGCAGCCUGCGCCACCACUGCUCCCUGCCCAACCCUUACAGCGGCCGCUGGCUCCACAUGGACAACAAGAACGUCAAGUGCACCAACCCGCGCAUCACUGAGGUGAACCCAGUGGCCGGACCGCCGGAAGGGGGUACAAAGGUGACCAUCCGCGGCCUGAACCUGGGCUUGUCGUUCUCGGAGAUGGUGAACAACGUGCAGGUGGCGGGCGUCCAGUGUACGCCUCUGGAGGACGGCUACAUCAUCGCCGAACAGAUCGUGUGUGAGAUGGACCCUGCUCCCAAUAAUGCUGCUCCUGGUCCAGUCUCUCUGUGUGUGGGGGAGUGCAAACCAGAGCUGCAGACUCACUCCUCUCAGCUCUUCUCCUUCGUGACUCCAACGGUGACAGGACUGUCCCCCAGUCGGGGACCUGAGUCUGGGGGAACCAAGGUCACCAUCAUGGGGGAGAACCUCGGAGCAGGCAGCAGCGUCAACGUGCUCUUCGGGAACCAAACCUGCGAGUUCUUCGAGCGGACCAUGACAGAGAUCGUGUGCUUCUCCGCCCCCUCUCUGACCGGCGUCGGUCCAGUUCAGGUGAGCGUCGGAGUGGACCGGGCCCAGGUGAGGGAGAGCCUGGUGUUCGAGUACAUCGACGACCCGACCGUUCAGCGCAUCGAGCCCGAGUGGAGCAUCGCCAGCGGGCACACACCUCUGAUGGUGACCGGGACCAAUCUGGAUGUGGUGCAGGAGCCAAGGAUCCGUGUGAAGUAUGCCGGACGGGAGUCGGUGAAUGUGUGUAAAGUUUUAAACACCACCUCCAUGAGCUGCUUCGCCCCGUCCCUGACGGCUGAAUACCGCCCCGGUCUCGACUCUGUGAAGCACGCCGACGAGUUUGGCUUCAUCUUCAACAACGUGCAGGCCCUGCUGGUCUACAACAACACCAACUUCCUGUACUACCCCAACCCCUUCUUCGAGCCCCUCAGCUCCAACGGGGUGAUGGAGCAGAAGCCUGGCUCGCCCAUCAUCCUCAAGGGGAGGAACCUGGUGCCCCCGGCCUCUGGGGGGGUGAAGCUGAACUACACGGUGCUCAUCGGGGAGACGCCCUGCUCCGUCACCGUGUCCGAGACACAACUGCUGUGCGAGCCCCCCAACCUCACCGGACAGUACAAAGUCAUGGUGCAGGUGGGCGGUCUCCACGUGUCCCCCGGCGCGGUCCACAUCCUCUCGGACAGCCUGCUGACCCUACCGGCCAUCGUGAGCAUCGCGGCGGGCGGCGGCCUCCUCCUCAUCAUCGUCAUCCUCGUGCUCAUCGCCUACAAGCGCAAGUCCCGCGAGAACGACCUUACCCUCAAACGCCUGCAGAUGCAGAUGGACAACCUGGAGUCCCGCGUGGCGCUGGAGUGCAAAGAAGCCUUUGCUGAGCUUCAGACGGACAUCAACGAGCUGACGAGCGAUCUGGACCGGGCCGGCAUCCCGUACCUGGACUACCGCACGUACGCCAUGAGGGUUCUGUUCCCCGGCAUCGAGGACCAUCCGGUGCUGCGAGAACUGGAGGUCUCCGGUAAUGGGCAGAUGAGUGUCGAGAAGGCUCUGAAGCAGUUUGCCACGCUGAUAAACAACAAGGUGUUCCUGCUGACGUUCAUCCGCACGCUGGAGAUGCAGCGCUCGUUCUCCAUGCGUGACCGUGGCAACGUGGCCUCUCUCAUCAUGACCGCGCUGCAGAGCCGCCUGGAGUACGCCACCGACGUGCUCAAGCAGCUCCUCUCGGACCUCAUCGAGAAGAACCUGGAAAGCAAGAACCACCCCAAGCUGCUGCUGCGCAGAACGGAGUCAGUUGCUGAGAAGAUGCUGACCAACUGGUUUGCCUUUCUGCUGCACAAGUUCUUGAAGGAGUGUGCUGGAGAGCCUCUCUUCAUGCUGUACUGUGCCAUCAAGCAGCAGAUGGAGAAGGGUCCCAUCGACGCCAUCACGGGCGAGGCCCGCUACUCCCUCAGCGAGGACAAGCUCAUCCGCCAGCAGAUCGAGUAUAAGACACUGAUCCUGAACUGUGUGAACCCCGACAACGAGAACAGCCCCGAGAUCCCCGUGAAGGUGCUCAACUGUGACACCAUCACCCAGGUGAAGGAGAAGAUCCUGGACGCCGUCUACAAGAACAUGCCCUACUCCCAGAGGCCCCGGGCUGUGGACAUGGACUUGGAGUGGCGACAGGGCCGUAUGGCUCGAGUGGUUCUACAGGACGAAGACAUCACCACCAAGAUCGAGAACGACUGGAAGAGGCUCAACACACUCAUGCAUUACCAGGUGUCUGAUCGGUGUGUGGUGGCGCUGGUACCCAAGCAGACCUCCUCCUACAACAUCCCCCCCUCAGCCAGCAUCUCUCGCACCUCUAUCAGCAGAUACGACUCUACAUUCCGGUACACUGGUAGCCCAGACAGCUUGCGUUCGCGCGCCCCCAUGAUCACCCCCGACCUGGAGAGCGGGGUGAAGGUGUGGCACCUGGUGAAGAACCACGAGCACGGCGACCAGAAGGAGGGCGACCGCGGCAGCAAGAUGGUGUCUGAGAUCUACCUGACCCGCCUGCUGGCCACCAAGGGUACUCUUCAGAAGUUUGUGGACGACCUCUUUGAGACGCUCUUCAGCACGGUACACAGAGGCAGUGCCCUUCCUCUGGCCAUUAAAUACAUGUUUGACUUCCUGGACGAGCAGGCGGACAAACACAUCAUCCACGACACGGAUGUGCGCCACACGUGGAAGAGCAACUGCCUUCCUCUGCGUUUCUGGGUGAACGUGAUCAAGAACCCCCAGUUUGUGUUCGACAUCCACAAGAGCAGCAUCACGGACGCGUGUCUAUCGGUGGUGGCCCAGACCUUCAUGGACUCCUGCUCCACCUCCGAGCACCGGCUGGGCAAGGACUCGCCCUCCAACAAGCUGCUCUACGCUAAAGACAUCCCCAACUACAAGAGCUGGGUGGAGAGGUACUACGCCGACAUCAACCGGCUGCCUGCCAUCAGUGACCAGGACAUGAAUGCCUAUCUGGCAGAGCAGGCGCGUCUGCACUCCAAUGAGUUCAACAUGCUGAGUGCCCUCAAUGAGAUCUACUCCUACGUCAGCAAGUACAGCGAGGAGAUCAUAGCGGCGCUGGAGCAGGACGAGCAGGCCAAGAAGCAGCGUCUGGCCUCCAAAGUACAGCAACUCAUCAGCGACAUGUCUCGUGAGAGCUGAGAGCGAGAGAGAGCAAGAGACAGAGAAAGAGAGAGAGAGAGAGAAUGAGAAACAACACAUGUAAGAAAAAGAGAGAGAAACAAGGGGCUUGGCCUCGGCACCAAUGCCAUCGUCUCACCACAACCACCCAGAGAGUCUCAGCACAUGGUACUCAGUGAAGUGCCACUGACAUUGUCAGCAGAGCUGGGGUUAUCUCCACCAAACCAGUGGUACGGCUUCAGCGGACCAAUGUCCGCUCUUGCAAGACUCUGGGUGGAAGUGCUUGUUUCAUCCUGUUGUGAAAAGAUAGUCAGAGCAGAGAUGUCCUGAGACACCUCAACUUCAUUUUUUCCCUUUUUCUUUGGCAGUCUCUUGUGUGUGUCUGGCACUAGAAGAACAACAACACGCAGUGACAGGAACUCAAGCAGGACAACAUGAUCGGACAGCAUCUCUCUCUCUCUAAGAACUCUUAAGAGCAAGAGUGGAACAUUUGGCUGUGGCCAUGUCCUUUGAGAAUUUUAUUUUUAUACGUGAACACUUUAAAAACCUCUUCCAUGCCCCCGGCAUCUCCCGUCAUCAUGAUGCGAGGGACUCUUUUCGCUUUCGGUCCUGUCUCGUUGGGUGACGGGGCGAGGACAGAGAGGAGAGCGCGUCCCGUCCAUCCCCCCUCUCUCUCUCGUCCUCACUCUCGGAUGCCAUCGUCAUCAUCCUUCCUCGGAACGGAUGCGGAGACUAAAAAGUGAGUUUACACUCAUGGAGUUCAAGAAACUGUGUCGGUAAGGUCAAAGGUCACUUGAUCGAUCUGGUCGAUCUGCCCCCACCCCCCCCGAUUCUUCCUGGUUAACGGGGCGAUCCUCCGCAUCGCACGGCACUUUCAUCACGGAGAAAGGGAUGAACAGCCCGGAGGCCGGCCGACGACUUCAAAAGACACUGCUCAGCGAUGUCUCUGUGUGUACAUGUGCUGUUCUUCAUUUUUUUUAGCAACGUGUGAAAUGUUAUGUGAAUGUACAAAUGUUCCAAUAUUUGAGUCAUCCUUCGUUUUCCUAGAACAGAGGGAGGCAGAGAGCAGAACCUUGGCCAAGAGAAGACGCUCUAAAACAUUCUGGUUACAGAGGACCUUUUAGCUUCAUAUAUGUCAUUCACUAUUAUAUUGCCAAAAUGCGCUUUGUGAUUGAAGUGUGCUGUGUGCAAUCUUAUGGGCAGCCCUCUGGAAACUGAACUGCCACACAUAGAUUGCAAUUCUACUCCACUAUAUAUUGGAGAAUACUUCCUGUAGAUGGAAUGAACUUGCAUCGCGGGAGGGAAAAGUGGGUCGAUCCACUAUAAAACUGACCAGACAGUAUUAUGUUUUCAGUUCUGUCAACUGUGUGUGUAUUUUUGCAUGCGUCAUUCAGAACCACUCGAGAGAAAAAAAAAAAAGGAAGCUUCUUCCAUUUCUGCUCUGUUUUUUAAGUGCCAAGAUGGUUGCAUUAGCUCCAAGAGGCUAGGACGUUAGCCACCGAUCUAAUGCCCGAUUCUGUCACCACUGAUAUAUAUCUUCAUGCUACAGUGACAAGCUCUUAUGGGGGGGUCGAUCUUGAUAAAGUGCCAAAAGAUCACUUUAAAUUAUUCACUGACGUGUCAAAAAAAGAAGUCGGUUAAUGCUUUAUAAAGGGAUUCAAGCCCUCAGACUUGAACUGGAGGGUGACUGAAAGCCCAGACAGGAAGCUGACUGUGGGCCGGAUCGGAGCCGGCUGCUAGCCAGAUCGGAGCCGGCUGCUAGCCAGAUCGGAGCCGGCUGCUUGCCGGAUCGGAUCCAGAGCCAGUCCCUCUCUGGAAGGUGGCACUCACUUGAUUGAUUGGAACGAGUCGGCCAAUCAGACAAGCGCCACUCCACCACUGCCGUCUCUCUGGAUUUUGUGCAUCUGUCUCAAAGCGCUCUAAGGCAGCUAGGUACGAUACGAAGAAAGUGGGCCACUAUUAUCACCCUGUUAAGAAAACAAACACACUCUUGGAUGUGAACAGUUUGGGGGUGGGGGAGGGGAAGGGGUGUUUUUUUUGUUAUUUAUGUUUCCCCCCUAUGUGGAGAGAGCUAUCUGAACAGUAAGCAUGAACAAAAGAAUCCAUUGCUUUCAUUUAUAAUGCAUUCGGCCCGCUUGAGAUGAGUCGUCUUCUGUUGUUGUCUUCAUCAAAAGAGGCAAGGUUAUUAGAGGUCGAAGUCAAGGACGGGUUCAUGGGAUUGUUCUAAGCCAAACACCUAAACGGAAGCAGACUCUGGAACGGAUCCGGGCCGGUUCCUGGGCGGUUCUAGGACGGAUCUGUUCCUGUGUCACCGGAGCUUCAGUUCCGUGCGUGGUAACUGCCUGCCUGCGUCCACCUCAGUGUUGUGCUGUGAUGAGUGCAACGCCAGCUCCUUGUUUACAUCAUAUACUUGAAACCUGAUAGUAUUAACGGUAUGUGUUGGAUUUGAUUUUAUUAUUAGGGGUAAAUAUCAUACCAAAAGGGCCCUUCAGCAGGUACCGUCACACCGGUGUGUUUAGAGUGUUGUAGAAUAAACGUUCUAAAGAAUCUCUGUGUCCAUGGAAUAUAGCGUGGAAUUUUAGAAUGUUCGAUUGUUAACAAACGCAUUCUUUUAUUCAAUUGUUCCAAAUGCUCUGCUGAAGGGUUAAAGAGGGAAGCAAUGCUUUGUGUUCUUUCUUUUCUUUCUGCUUUUUUAUCUCCCUCCCGUUGCCUUAGAACACCUCGCACCAAACGUGAUCCUCAGACUGUCCACACACACACACACACACACACACACGCGCACGACUUCCUCCUCUUCCUGACCUGUGUAGCCGAGUUUAAGAGCAGUGUUUGACGACGUAAUGAGAAAGAUAAAGGCAAAGAGUGCAUCAUGCGCCCCCCCCCCACCCUAUCCAGCUGUCUCAUCUGUGUUGUCUCAGGUGAAGAGGAAUAGAGAGCUAGAGAUCGAGAAAGAGAGAGAGCAAGAGAGAGACACAGAUAGAGAGAGAGGAAGAGAGAGAAACCCCCUUUAGCUCUAGUUUCCUGCAGUAGCUUUGAAGCAGCGCUUUGAUCUCACCUAGUCGUGUGCGCAGUGUGAUCAGAAGAUUUAGAAAAAAAUAUAUGUAUCCACAUCAAAACUAGAGAGAGAGGCUCGAACUUCAGGAGGGACUGACGUGAUUGAUAUGGAACUAAUGCAGGCAGCUGUUGGGGGGGGGGGGGGGGGGGGGGGGGGCUCUGCAGGACACAGCUGAUGGUCAUUGGCAAGUCACCUCGUACACCAGCUCAAGUCAACAACACACAGCCUUUUACAGUUAGACUUUAUAUUACACAGUCCUCCCUACACUCUCAUAGUACUGUUGAGUACAGUGGAACACAUAAUCAUCAGUGGGCAACUUGUGAGCGAAGCAGCCUGAUGCUUUUGACUUGCACACACCUAACUCAAACCCAACUCUCAGUUUUGUGCGACUACAAAGUAUCAGUGUGCUGUUGCUCAUCCUCCCUGUGUGCGUUAUGCUCCACUUAUAGUACAGUACAGUAUAGAUACCUCUGCCAUAACUGAAGGCCAUUAAUGUCAUUGGUUCCCCCUGGCAGCGGUGUUACCAGCUGGAAGGAUAAUCUUAAGGCUAUUUACACCAGGCUUGUUACAGUAACGGAGGACUUUGUCAUCAAUAUCAAUGCCCCUUUUUUGAGAUUUCACAGAGUAAAACACGUUUUUUUUAUUUUUAUUUUUAUUUAUUGUUGUAUUUUUUAGGUAUCCUUUCCCCAAAGGUUUUUUUUUCUAUUGCAGAAUUUACAUUUACUUACUCUGUUCAUGUUAGUAAUGAUCUUCCACAUUUGGUCACUUUUGAACCUGAACUUCAGCUUCCACAUGUGGCCGCGCUGGAACCCAAAGUGGAACCCUUUGUGGCUGUCAUACAAUGGUGAAAGGGGAGUCUUUGAAUCACAGGACAGUCUUAUGCUCGUAUACACAAUAUAUAUAUAUAUAUAUAUAUAUAUAUAUAUAUAUAUAUAUAUAUUGCCAUUCCACAGAGUCAGAAACCAGAGAGAUGGGCCUGAAUAUCACUACAGAAGAAAAUAAUAUCCUUCCACUCCGAAACACAGUACAUAAUAUAACAACCCUUCUUUGUAGACACUGGAGUUGUGUAUUAUUGUAAAUUAAAUAAUAAUGAUUAUUAUUAUGGCUGUCUGUUCUUGUUGUUUUAUAAAGGUGUUGUGAAAAUUGUAAGAAAGGUAAAAUAUUUAAAAAAAGGUUGGUCUUGUUUUUUUUUAUUUGCGUUUGUUAUGAUAAUAUAUUAUUGUGUACCUAUUGUAAAUAUGAAGCACACCUAUUUUGCAAGCCAAGGAUUCACUUUGUACCGUUGUUAUAUAUAAAUAAACUUUACUGGUUAAAAAAAAGGGA